UGUGUUUUCAAAGCCGGCUGAUCCGCUGUCACGGAUGCGUUGGUAUUGACCGCUUCUGGGGCUUCUGAAUAGCAGCGCCAUUUGUACUGCAAAAGACCGCUGCCCUUGUUGCCAGAUUUGUGCUCAGAUCUACAGAGGGAGGUUGUUCUGUGAGCACAGCGUCAUCAGAGCGGAUUUUGUUUCUGCUCGUGUGGAAUCGCGGCGCUGUGCAGGACCGGUAAUACAGGAAAGCAGCACGUUUUAUCAAGCAAGUACUGACAAUGGAGCAUUUGCCCGAUAGCAACUCUAGAUACAAAGACGUGGAUUACUGGGAUGAAAGGUACAAGCAAGAGGAGUCGUUCGAGUGGUUUGGGAAUUUCUCCACAUUCAAACCCUUACUGGAGCUGCAUGUGCGCAAAGAAGACAGGAUACUGGUGCUCGGCUGUGGGAACAGUUCGAUGAGCUCCGACAUGCACAGCUGUGGCUUCACCUCCAUCACCAACAUCGAUUACUCUGCAGUGUGCAUCGAGGCCAUGGCGGCGCGUCACAGAGGCUGCCCGGGGAUGGACUGGUGUCAGAUGGACGCCCGCUCGCUAACGUUUGCAGAGGGCAGCUUCGACGUGGUGCUGGAGAAGGGAACGCUGGACGCCAUGAUGGUGGAGGAGAAAGACCCCUGGCGCGUGUCUCCGGAGACCGGCGAGACUGUGCGGCAGGUUCUCAAGCAGGUCAGCAGGGUGCUGAAGCCAGGUGGGCGAUUCAUCUCCAUCACCUUCGCUCAGCCUCAUUUCCGCAAGCAGCAGUAUGCACGGGAGGAGUUCGGCUGGUCUGUCCGUCACCACACCUACGGCAGCGGCUUCCACUACUUCCUGUACGUCAUGACCAAGGGGGAGGCCCUGUCCCUAGAGGAGCGAGCGCUCCAGACGAGGCCGGACGAGGAAGAGGGGCUGCAGCUCCCUGCCCAAACCCUACAGAUCCCAGACACUGAGGACUUCCUCAGCAAUAUCCAGGUCUGAGGCACCGGGGCCUCUACAGAUAGAUCAGAGAUAUCAGGUGUGCAAUUCCCACUAAACAUAGACACUACAGGAGGGGAGUCCAUGUCUCACAUGAAGGACCCUGUCACCACUGACCAGGACUGGGGGAAAUCAAGCAGAAGCACUCAGUACAGUUUCCAUGUCUAUCAAAAUAAACAUUAACUGAAAAUAAAAUAGAAUAUUACAAAACAUUAUUUAAAAACAGUGUUUUUAAUGCCCACCAUAAGAAACCGAAUUCCCUGCAUUAAUGAGGGAGAUAUCAUCUGACUGGGUACAGUGUAGCCAUGUGAUUGUCUCAGAUAUGCAAUAUAUUUGUUUGAGUGAAAUGGAAAAUGAAGACUGAACUGAUUCAUUGGCUUAAAUAUAGCCGUGCUGAACUCUGGCUGUGAGGCGAAAAACCAUUAAUAAACCACAAAUCAUUUAUUUUUAAUUCUCCACUCAAAUGUAAUUACAGUCUAUUUUUAAGACAGAAAAUGGGACUUUUUUUUUACUUGCAUUUUAUAUCCAUGCGCUUUAAAACUGGUAUAACGUGUUCAUUGUUUUCAAAGAGAUGACGUGUUUAUAAUUAUGAGAAUUGCACCAUUUUAAAACAAGACUGAAAUCCAGCUUCUUUUUGGUUUUUUUUUUUUUGGUUACCUUAUUACCAUUUUGUCUUCCUGUUCAACAGGUUUUUCACACAAUAGUUUCUAAUUUGAGAAAUACAAAAUUUGAGAAGAAAGUUCACAUUGAGCUGAGACAUUUUCACACGCUCUAAGUGCUGGAAACAUCAACGGGAAUUGAGUGUUGAUGCGCUGUGUGAACGCAGAGAUGAGGUGUAUCAUACAGCACUGCAUUGUAAAUAUGUGCUGUGUGAAUGCAGAGAUGAGGUGUAUCAUACAGCAUUGCAUUGUAAAGGUGUGCUGUGUGAAUGCAGGGAUGAGGUGUCUCAUACAGCAUUGCAUUGUAAAGAUGUGCUGUGUGAAUGCAGAGAUGAGGUGUCUCAUACAGCAUUGCAUUGUAAAGAUGUGCUGUGUGAAUGCAGGGAUGAGGUGUAUCAUACAGCAUUGCAUUGUAAAGGUGUGCUGUGUGAAUGCAGAGAUGAGGUGUAUCAUACAGCAUUGCAUUUUAAAGAUGUGCUGUGUGAAUGCAGAGAUGAGGUGUCUCAUACAGCAUUGCAUUGUAAAGAUGUGCUGUGUGAAUGCAGAGAUGAGGUGUCUCAUACAGCAUUGCAUUGUAAAGAUGUGCUGUGUGAACGCAGAGAUGAGAUGUAUCAUACAGCACUGCAUUGUAAAUAUGUGCUGUGUGAAUGCAGGGAUGAGGUGUAUCAUACAGCAUUGCAUUGUAAAGGUGUGCUGUGUGAAUGCAGAGAUGAGGUGUCUCAUACAGCAUUGCAUUGUAAAGAUGUGCUGUGUGAAUGCAGGGAUGAGGUGUAUCAUACAGCAUUGCAUUGUAAAGGUGUGCUGUGUGAAUGCAGGGAUGAGGUGUAUCAUACAGCAUUGCAUUGUAAAGGUGUGCUGUGUGAAUGCAGAGAUGAGGUGUCUCAUACAGCAUUGCAUUGUAAAGAUGUGCUGUGUGAAUGCAGAGAUGAGGUGUAUCAUACAGCAUUGCAUUGUAAAGAUGUGCUGUGUGAAUGCAGAGAUGAGGUGUAUCAUACAGCAUUGCAUUGUAAAGAUGUGCUGUGUGAAUGCAGAGAUGAGGUGUAUCAUACAGCAUUGCAUUGUAAAGAUGUGCUGUGUGAAUGCAGAGAUGAGAUGUAUCAUACAGCAUUGCAUUGUAAAGAUGUGCUGUGUGAAUGCAGAGAUGAGGUGUAUCAUACAUAUAUGCAGUAUGCAGGCAAGACCUGCUUUCCUUGCUUAUGGACAAUGCAUGGGGGCCGCGGAGGUAGGGGUGGGAGAUGAUGGGAAUCC
Polyodon spathula (Mississippi paddlefish) is the source of this 2896-nucleotide messenger RNA. It is a transcript of the gene ece2a, whose product is annotated as endothelin converting enzyme 2a. The record is from RefSeq and is a predicted model, not a curated record. The transcript has 5 exons. Bases 261 to 992 code for a protein of 243 amino acids. Lineage: Eukaryota; Metazoa; Chordata; Actinopteri; Acipenseriformes; Polyodontidae. Gene Ontology annotation, molecular function: S-adenosylmethionine-dependent methyltransferase activity.